Molecule: messenger RNA, 228 nt
Organism: Brenthis ino (lesser marbled fritillary)
Lineage: Eukaryota; Metazoa; Arthropoda; Insecta; Lepidoptera; Nymphalidae
Source: the annotation of a GenBank genome assembly
AUGGCUCCUUGGUUUUCUUCUGAGAAGAGCCAGGCUGUCAAUAGUCGUAAAGUGCCUAGCAAGCCAGUUCAGCACAAUUUUCGAGACUUAUCAAAUCAGCCCUUUCGUCAAAAAGCUAACGAGUCAAGUUAUCGGAAAAACCAUAGCACAAGCUCAUUCAAGCAGAACACUAAGAGCAAGAAAUCCCAAGGUAAAGUCAAUAGACGAACCAAGGGGCAACCUGAUAAA